GGGGAAGACGGGUUGUCACUAGUCAAGAGAUGGGAGAGAACAGGGUGCAUGCUCUAGAUGGACGGGUGGUCGGACUGGAGGAACAAACCGCACCUGAACGUCAUGGUGUCUUCCCCAGUCGGAACGGUGUUUUGGAAGUCCAUCUGCAUAGAGGGGAGGGAGAAGGAUUCGAAAGCGUACUUUAACUUGCUGGACGGGGAGAUCAAGGAGAUCGGUGCGGGGUCCAUUGUCGGUGUUGUAAUGAACAAGGCGAGGGUUUGCGCUAAAGCGGGGAAGAUGCUGGAGGCCAAGUACCCUGGUAUUUUUAGUGUGGGCUGCACAGCGCAUGCCUUGGAUCUGGCCCUGGAGGACAUGUACAAGUGCAUGGACUGGAUGAAAGCAGUCGUCGACAAAGUCAAUCAAGUUGGCAAGUUCUUCACCAACGUCGACAAGGUCCAUGUGAUGUACAACAGGAUUGCGAAUGUGCAAUUCAAGCGUCCGGCAGUCACAAGAUUCGCGACUAACUUUGAGAUGCUUCAGUCGCUGAAGACAGGGAGGAAUCCAUUGGAGCUCUGUGUCUGCAACGCGGCGUGGGUGAAGAAGUUGGUGAGAGGGGAGCAGGUGGCGGCAUUCAACGCCGUCACCCACAUCAUCAAGGACACGAACGGAUUUUGGAAGGAUGUCGAUAAGGUCAUGGUGGUGAUGGAGCCAGUUGUCAAGCUCCUUCGUUUGGUGGACGGUCCCAGAGCAACUAUGAGCAAAGUUUACUUUGGCAUGGGCGUUGUUGUGGCGAAAAUGCGCACCUUGGAGUGUCUGUCGGAGGCUGAGAAGGCGGAUGUGGAAAAGAUUUUAAUGGACCGGUGGACCUUCAUGACAUCGGAGCUGCAUUGCGCAGCCGCCUUCCUCGACCCCGAGUACAAGACGCACACCUUGCGAGACACGGAGAUUCGGGAGGGGUUCAACAUCUGGCUUUACUCUUGGGCACCGCCGGAGUUGCUGCAAAACGAUAUCAGCAGACAGGUGGACAUAUGGGUGCAUGGAUUGGGAACUUUGGGGACACAGAACGCAAGGGAUCAGGCGAGUACGAAGACUCCAGCGCUAUGGUGGAAGGCGUUCGAGGGGUCCCUGGACCUCCUCCAACCGCAAGCUAUCAAACUCCUUGGGCAGGCGAGCUCGUCGGCUACGUGCGAGCGAAACUGGAGCUUGCACCAGCUCAUUUACGGCCAACGCUGCACGAAGUUCAUGCCGGAGAGAUUGAGCAAGCUGGUGUGCAAGAAUUGAAAUAUCCAAUUGGCGAGGCGGAGAGAGCGAGGGGACGGGGAAGACAUCCACAUUCCGUGGAAGGACGACCAGCUGGCGAGAGUGGAAGUGGAUGAGUGGUACGACCAAUGGGGCGCACAGGUGCUGCAGCUGGUGUUAUUGCAGGUAGUAUUGAAGUUGCUGUUUGUGCUACAGCUGGUGCUGCUGCAGGUGAGUGUGUGUGUGUGUGUGUGUGUGUCUCCAACGAAAGUAACAAAACAGUAUAAAAAAA
Messenger RNA from Chara braunii, 1510 nucleotides. The record is from the annotation of a GenBank genome assembly. NCBI's taxonomy places the organism in Eukaryota, Viridiplantae, Streptophyta, Charophyceae, Charales, Characeae.